This is a messenger RNA of Silurus meridionalis, 1722 nucleotides long. Its product is annotated as little elongation complex subunit 1-like. Bases 328 to 1722 code for a protein of 464 amino acids. The record is from RefSeq and is a predicted model, not a curated record. The transcript is spliced from 14 exons. Lineage: Eukaryota; Metazoa; Chordata; Actinopteri; Siluriformes; Siluridae.
GCUGCCAUCACUGUGUACUAUUUGUUCUACAGGGUGGACUAUCCUCCUCCACAUAGAGCACAAGUGACACAGUGAGUUUUGGCGUCUCUGUGACGUCACCGUAUUGUUAAAAACCCAGAACGCGGAGCAGCAGCCCACAGACUACCUUCUAUUAAGUGUCAAACUUCUCCACCACGCAACUAACCGCGAUCAAUUUCAUCUUCUAAAGUGUCAACAAACCAGCGGGCCAGUGUUGAAAACCAGCUUCUGGAACUUAAAGAAACAGACACCAGACAAAAUCUGGAAAUUCGAGGCCUGGAGAGCAAAGUCAGUAGCCCCAAGAAACGCAUGCGCUUAAUUAAGGAAGAACUCUUCAAACAAGAGAACGAGAUGAACAAAGACGCUAACACCAGUCAGAAUCUGGAAAUCCAAGACCUGAAUUUUAAAGUCAGAAGCCUUGAGAAAAGCAUCUGUUUAAUGGAGAAAAAACUCUCCAAACUGGAGAACGAUUUGAACAAGGAGAAAAAGAGUUCCUCCACUCAGACUGAGAAUGAGCAGAAAGCUGAAAAUGAUGUCAAAUCUUCCAUCUCAGGAAAUCAAAUUCAGACAAACCUGAGAGCAAAGAGAGCUGCAUCAGACAUGCCACCACCCAGUGCUGCUAAAACGCCUCGAUUUGAUGCUGCACCUCACAAACACACAACACAAUCCCUCAUCACUAGUGCAUUGGAAACACUAGAGAUUUCCUGUUAUGAUGUUUUAUCACCAAACUCAAUUGAUGCACUACUUAAAGGAAACUGUGAACUUCCUGUUCUAACAUAUGAAGAAAAAUUUGUCAUUUCCAGGUUUUGUGUAAACGAGUUAUUAAUGGAGACAUUUCUGAAAGCGGUUUUGGAGAAGAUCAAGGUGGAGAAAGAGUCUAUGGGACAUGAACUCCUGCAGUCUCUCUGUAGGGUUUAUGUGGGAUUGUGUCAAAAGAGAGGAGACUCUCAUAAAGCACAUGCCCUCGCCUACAGAUUUCUUAAAGAAAACUUUUCUGAAGCCCCAAAACUGAUAAUGGUCAUGGUGACAGCAUGGCCAAGUGUUUUCUCCCAAAACAGCCCUUUAUGCAGAGCCAUUCACAUCGUGUGCAAAAUGAAGGCAUAUGGAAAGAUUUAUUACUUGCUCAGCAAAUAUCUGCAGUGGCAUAUGGAGCCUCCAGGAAACAUCUACAGAACCAUCACCAGCACACUGAAGGCUCUUCUGGAAGACACAAGUCUGACAUUCCAGAAGAGCAGUUGGUAUGGUGAUGAUCUCUGUCCUGCUGCCUGGGACUAUGUAUUCAGCCUGGACCUUCUCUGUGCACAACUGGGCUGGAUUUGGACCGUCUCCCAUGUUAUACGAAAGGAUGUUUGGCCCAACUUGAAAAUUUGGCUGUUGAGAACACAAACAGAGGAAAAACAGUUUAAAAACGUCUCUGUAGCAGCAAUUAUAAGGCUACUUGGGCGACUUGGCCAACAAGGUCUUAAGGAGAACAUGGCAGCAUCAGUCGAGGAUCUGGCAAAAAGCAUAACUGAGUUCGGGAGACAAAAACGUUCAAAAGAUUUGCCGUGGGAGGUGCAGCUCGCAGUGGUUUAUGCAACUCAUAAUCUAGCACCCAGCAACCCCAAAGUCGCUCUGAAGUCUUUGGAAUCAUGGAAGAAAGAACUCACAAAGCCCGUUCCCCCAGCCGUCACCAAGUGCCUAAAGCAUUUCAGCUUUCUUUGA